Molecule: messenger RNA, 696 nt
Organism: Colletotrichum orchidophilum
Lineage: Eukaryota; Fungi; Ascomycota; Sordariomycetes; Glomerellales; Glomerellaceae
Product: cellulose-binding protein
Exons: 3
Coding region: 1-696 (231 amino acids)
Molecular function (GO): phosphatidylcholine lysophospholipase A1 activity
Source: RefSeq, a predicted model, not a curated record
AUGCAGCCUUUCAAAAUUUUCAUCGCCUUCGGAUUGGUCACUGCCGCUUUUGCACAGUCCAAAAUCAAAAUUAUGCCGCUGGGUGACUCCAUCACCGAGAUAACGUGCGGGAGGGCUUUGGUCUGGGACAUGAUUGUCAGGGAGAAUCUUGCCGAUAAGGUGCAAUUCGUUGGCUCCAUGACCAACAACCCGCAAAACUGCCGAGCGCAAUCGGGCUCUUUUGAUCUCCACCAUGAGGGCCACUCGGGUUGGCUCUCCAUCAACAUUGCCAAUCAAUAUCUGCAAGGGUGGCUGGCAAGUACCAAGCCCGAUAUCGUCCAGUUCAUGCUUGGCACCAACGAUGUUGCGCAAGCGCGGACGACCAACGACAUUAUCGCUUCGUACACCAACAUGGUGGGGUUGAUGAGAGCAUCCAACCCCAGAAUGAAGAUUCUGGUUGAUCGUUUGAUCCCGUUGUCCUUCAAUGGCGGUGGAAUCGACACUCUCAAUCAGCGGAUUCCAAGUUGGGCCAGCGAACAGAACUCGACCAUCUCUCCAAUCGCAAUUGCAGACUGUUCAACAUCUGCUGGGUUCACAACCGCCAUGUUGAGAGAUGGCGUACACCCUAAUGAACAGGGAGACCAGGUCAUAGCCCGACAAGUCGGUCCAUUGCUCAUCAGAUACAUCAAGGACCUCGUUGUCGAACAUGGCCUGUGA